CAACAACACGAUUAAUGCAACCAAGACAGAAGUAGUGCUAAACGAGCACUUCUACUAUACUAUAUAGCAUUGGUGCUUUAAUGUACAACUUGAAGUUGUACCAUAACAUUAAAUGUAUAAGUUUAGGUUGUACCAUAAAGGAAUUUGUAGCAUUAUGUUAUGGUACAACUUUACAACUUGAAGUUGUUCCAUCACAUAAGGUACAAGUUUAAGUUGUACCAUAAAAGAAUUUGUACAAAAAGUAUAGGUACAAUCUGAAGUUGUACCGUAACAUUAAAGGUACAAUUUCAAGUUGUACCAUAAAGGCAAAAACCUAUAGCACCAAUGCUAUAUAGCAUUGUAAAAUUCCUCGUGCUAAACUGCUAAUUAGUGAUUAAUUUGCAGCCUGCAUUUUAGAUCAACCAUAAUUUUGUACAUGAAUAAAACCCGGACUCAUUCUUGUCAGUUUGUAAUAGUAGUGUAUGCAUAGUGCGAUGGAUUAAGAAAAAUAAAAUCUCAGGUUGUUAAGCAUAUAUAAUACAAUAUUAUGCUGUAAUUUGGGAAUUAUGUUUUAGAAAUGUAUAUGGAAACUUUGUUAUUUUCUAGCCAGCUAGCUAGUUUCAUCCCAUAUGGCACUCUGUAAUGAUACCGGACUUAGAGCACCCUUGCAUUGUUUCACCUUUCUUAGUGUAGGCUUUGUAUUUUUUUCCCCUUCUCUUUCUGCCAUGAAUACCAUUUUUAUAUAUAAAACGACAAUGGCGAUAUAAGGCUAGCCUAAUUAGUGGAGCAUUUCUGAUAAGAUCUAGAGUUCAAUCCAUAGUGACAGUGAUGAUCCUUGAAGUAGCACCUGUCAAUGGUAAGACAGUUUAGCGGUGUCACCACAGAUAGGUUGUCCCGAAAUGUGUAAGGUCCUGUGUUUGAUGUCUCUCAAAGCCUUAAUAACGAAAUUUGUAUUAUAAUCUACACAAUAAAUAAAAGGCAAAUGAGAAAGUAGGAAGGAUGUUUUGGUCAUCACAAUUACGUUUUUUUAAUUCAUUAAAAAGACACUUACUAGGAUUCGAACCAUGACCACUUUAAAGAAAAGCAAAGAUCAUAAUCAAUCACACUAAGUACAUUUGUUGUAUCUUUUUAAAUUAAAACAUAUAAUCGUUGAGAGAAAAAAACUCUUCCCCCAUUUCAAAUUCCCUGCUCCAUGAGCGUUUGUAGGAAAGGUAGAAUAGGGAGUGUCAAUUUUUUUCUUUUUCCUCUGUGGAACGGGCCAACUUACCAUACACAUGCGGAUUUAAAUGGGUUCAAGAGUGUCAGUUUUUUUCUUUAAGUCCUUUUAUUUCUCCGUGGUGGUAAAAUAUACAUGAAAAGGCAAAAACAAUACUCCUUUUUAUUGCUAAAAAGAAAAAAAUUUAACAAUAAACUAAUGCAUGGAUUCUAAUGGGCUAACUGCUAAUCAUAAAAUAAAAGAGUUGAAUGGGUCUGACCAACACAGGAUUUGCCCAUCAGGUAAAACAAAUAAACAUCAUGGGGUUGUCAUUCUAAAACAAGCUAUUUUCUCUAACAUAAUAUAUAUUAUGCUAUUAUUUCAUAUCUUAGUGACCAAAAUAUAAUAUAUUUUAAAGUUAUUCAAUGGUUCAACCUCGACAACCCAAUUAUUCCAAUUUUUCUCAUUUCAAAUAUAUAUUAUGUAAUUAUUUGAUAUCAUAAUGAUUAAAUUAUAGUGUAUAUUAUAGGGAAUCGUUUGGUAUUUGUUAGUAAAAAACUAAACAGAAAGAUCUAUUUGGUUAUUUUUAACAUGAAAAUGAUCCUAAACAUUUUCAGUUUCCUUUCGAAAUUGUAUAGUUUUAUUCCCGAAUCAGUGAUGUGCAAAUGGCGAAUUGCAGGCAUCUCUUUUCUUUCUUUAUUUUUUAUUUUCAAAUAGAAAGUUUAAAAGUAAAGAAUAAUUAGAGUUUGGCACGGGUCGGUCAACAGGCUGAAUUUCAAGUUUUGGUCCGUUUUGAUCAAGUCUAAUUUGUAAUCACAUGGUUCUCUAAUACCCGAUAAAAUCUCAAUCCAAACCAGUUUGGCAGGUGAGUUCGUGUUUACCACCAUUUUCUAGGGAUACAAGAACGGUGGUUCCUAUCCCAAAUCGUGUUGUUCAUUCUUGAUUUCUUUAGAUUUUAUCAUGGCUUGGCAAAAAACCAGAAAGCACAAUGAUGACAAGAUGAAAGUUUUAUAAAGCAAAUUAAUCGGCCAAGGUGCCGAGUAAAAGCUAGCAACGAUUGUGAGAUGCUCAUUUCCCGAAAACCGACGAUAUAUGCGAUUUUUUAUUCGAUUUUCUUGAAUUUUGUUUCUAUAAAACUUACUCCACCUCAUCAUAUUACCAGAAACAAUAUUGUUUCACAAGGUAACAUGUACUUUAUUUUGGUUCAUAAGGCUGAUUUUUGAUUCGUUGCAUCAUUCAUGUCUCUUUCCUACUAAAAUUCACUAUUUUUAUCACGUGUUUCCCAAAAAAAACUAUACAACAAUAAGCUAUACACCCAUUACAUUAUCAAAUUUCAGACCUCAUCUUCCUCCGACCAAUGACCGGGGCCUAGGCUAGUAUUAAAAUUAUACGGCAAAGAAUAUGUUUGACAAAAUGCUGGCCAAACCACAAGUGACAAGCGCGGCAGUGUCGACCCAAGAUAACUUUUACUGUGUUCAAGCCCAAUCCAACCUGCUGAAAACUCUGGCCCAAAACUUUCCCACUGCGGACCGGAGCCUACUCUCUCUCUAUGAUUUUUUAUCGGGCUCUCUGUGAAUUGAUUCCCCAUUCAAAAGAAAUCAAACAGACAAGACGAGCGCUCCAAAUAUCGCGUCGGUUUGAAUUUUUUCUUUUCUUGCUCAUCUCUUUCCUCGUAAUUUUUUUUUUCUUUGUAAAUCCUUCGAUCCGAUCCACCGCGAACCUCUUUUUUCCUUCUCCGAGACACCUCCCUCCAAAUCCGCUCCGCCCGAAAAAUCCAUAUCAGUUCGUCAAUUUCUCCCCUCCCUUUGUUUCUGUUCCUUUACUCCUCUCAGUUUUUGAAUUCUAGGGUUUCGGUCCCUCCUUUCCCUCCCAUUUCCUGCUUCGCGGUUACACAUUCAGAGUGCCGCCUCUGCUCCGUUGAUAGGUAGCUAUGUCCGCUUCGACCGUGUCUAUCACGGCGAACCCAGCGGCGUCCCGCCGGAGGCCGGUUUUGGCCGGCGAGAAGAAGUCCAACACCAUCGAGUUGUUGCCCCAUGAGGCGCAAGCCAAUGGAGGCGGCGACGGGAAUGAUAAGGUGAAGGUCGCCGCCCCCGCGCACAGCAAGGAUCUGAGUCAUAAUUCCAUCCGCGGCGAGCCGAUUCUCGAGAGGACUUCUAAAGAUCCGGUACUGCUUAGGAAGGGAAACGCGGUUAACUCGACGGUUUCCCCGCGCAGGGGGCGGAAAGUGGCGGCCAAGCCCGAGAAACCGCGGUGGGUGACGGUUGUGAGUAUUUUGACCAAGAAUUUCGUGCUUCUGCUCGUCUUGCUAGGGCUGGUGCAGUUGAUUAGGAGGUUAGCGACAUCGGAGAGCACUUCGGCUGCAACGCCGACGGGUUUGGCGGAGAUUGAGGGCCGUAUUGCGGAAGUGGAGUCGUUUUUGAAAACCACGGCGAAAAUGAUUCAGGUUCAGGUGGAGGUUGUAGAUAAAAAGAUCGAUAACGAGGUCGGAGGUUUGAGGCAUGAAGUGAAUAAGAAGUUUGAUGAUACUGGCUCGAGUAUGGACGCUGCAUUGAAGAAUUUGGAAACGAAGAGUGAAGAGUUGGAGAAAUCAAUUGCAGAGUUGAAGGCAGCGGAUUGGUUGUCCAAGGAUGAUUUUUUGAAGUUCUACGAGGAAUUGAAGAAGACAAAGGAUUUCCAGGUCGGUGAAGACUCUUACAAUUUGGAUGUCAUUAGGGCUUAUGCGAAGGACAUAGUGGAGAAAGAAAUCGAGAAGCAUGCUGCGGAUGGACUUGGCAAAGUGGAUUAUGCCCUUGCGGAGGGUGGCGCUUCUGUGCUGAAGCACUCUGAGCCGUUUGGUAAGAGGAGGCCCCUUAGCGGAUGGUUCUCAGGUGCUUCUGGCUUGAGUGGGGUUCAUCCUGAUGCAUAUAAGAUGCUGAGGCCGAGUUUUGGAGAGCCUGGGCAGUGCUUUCCUCUUAAAGGAGCCAGUGGAUUUGUGGAGAUUAGUCUCCGUGCAGCUAUUGUUCCUGAGGCUGUUACGUUGGAGCAUGUUGCCAAGAGUGUUGCAUAUGAUCGGUCAAGUGCCCCGAAGGACUGUCGUGUUUCUGGCUGGUUCAGAGGGUCCGAUGCUACUUCACCUGCAGAUCCGGAGAAGAUGUUUCUACUCACCGAGUUCACGUACGAUCUGGAAAAGAGCAAUGCUCAGACCAUCAGUGUUGUUGAUUCGGCAGCCUCACAUGUGAUUGACACUGUCAGGGUGGACUUCACAUCGAACCAUGGGAGCCACGCGCACACAUGCAUAUACCGCUUCCGGGUACAUGGCUACGAACCUGACUCUGCCUCGAUGAUGCCAUUGCAGAAUUGACAUUAGUUGACAGUUCUUUUAGCUGCUCCUGUACUUUGUAUGAUUCUGUUCAGAACUUCUGUAGCUCCUUAUGUAGAGGGUGUACAUUUGUUUGUGUGCUUAGGUUCAUGAUUUGUUCUCAGCCUGGCGUAUAUUACCACUAUGUUAUGUUAGUGUCAAAUUUUAGGCAUUGCGAGUUUCUUGUGCCGACGUGCAAGUUGUGAUCACAUUAUGGAUGUUAUGUGAGCACCGUAAUCGGAUUGCACGGUAUAAGUGAUAACCCAUCUUAUUCGCGUUCUUGUGAAUUUCAAUUUAAGAAUGGAAAAGGAGAGAGACAAAGGAAGCAUUUUCUCUUGGGAACAAGUUAUCAAAGUAGGUAUUCCACGCGUGGUUUCCCAGCUUGGUCAGUUAAAGUUUGGUGCUUGCUCUGUUGCACUUUUAUAAUCUCGGCUUCUACCCCUUUGCUCUUUACAUGCUUGGGGUUGAUGAAGACGAUCUUGUUUGCCGGGCAAAGCAGCGACUGUGAAGUGUGAACAUUUCGUUCGAGGAGUAUUCAGCAGCUCAAAGACAAGUGUUCUUGCAGGGUGUGUAUUGUGGCGACAACCAGUGAAGUUAGCGGGUGGUUUUCGGUAAAACGAAUAUGAACUCAAAGGAAAAUAUGAAGAAAAUGGAUUUGAAUAUUUUCGCUAUUCAUAGCAGAAGUAUAAUAGUUUAAUCAGAAAAAAGAAAUUUAAUAGUUUGAGCAUUGGAUUUAUCACCUUUUUACCUGAAGCUAGGGUAACAAUUUUAUAGUGAUAUGAUGUAACAUUGUGGUUGCGUGCCGGCGCAGAGGGCUCGAUCGGUGUGGGUGUGGCGACGAUGCGUUACAAAUCGCAAUUGACAGUCUGUUGAGCUCUCCCUCAAGCUCUCGCCGAGUUUUCGGUGAGGUCACGUUGAGUUGACCGCGAGGAUUGAGUGGCGUUAAUUGACAAGAGCGGUUGAGUUGGACUCAAGGUUGUCUGCUCGGGGUUUAGCCCGCUGACCCGGGUGGGCAAGUGAGUUGAGGGUUAAUGAUCCAAUAACAUAAAACAUUGCACCAAAAUAACAAUUCGUUAUCGAAUUGGAUUUCAAUAUACAACGAAAAUUCAUACACACUCAUUGAACAUCAAUAUUCAAAUGUUCAACUUAUAAUUAUAAAGAUAGGAUUAGGUGGAAAAAAGAAAACCGGGAAGAGAAGCACUUCACAAACCAAAUGGAAAAACAAAGCCGUGUGACAUGCAACAUGAGAAUAUUGAUGCGGGUCGAUCCGCUGGUGUGUGGCUGGCUCCCGUUUCUUGCACUGAGUCGGAGUCAAAACGGGUCAACCAACAGAUUGACAACCUUGAUUGGACUUGUUUGAGUUAUUUUUCGUCAAAUUAAUAUCUUUUACUUUGGUUUCAAACUUUCAAUAAGAUGUGAGUGUGAGACCUUUUUUCGGGAUAGGAUACGGUGACAACCCCUUGGGGGUUGUCAGAUUCACAACCACCUUUGUGGCCAUCAGCUACGUUCUCUCUCCUGUCUUUUUCUUCUUUUUUUAAAUUAAUGGUUAAGAUUAAA
This is a messenger RNA of Linum trigynum, 6068 nucleotides long. The record is from the annotation of a GenBank genome assembly. NCBI's taxonomy places the organism in Eukaryota, Viridiplantae, Streptophyta, Magnoliopsida, Malpighiales, Linaceae.